This is a messenger RNA of Knipowitschia caucasica, 231 nucleotides long. NCBI's taxonomy places the organism in Eukaryota, Metazoa, Chordata, Actinopteri, Gobiiformes, Gobiidae. The record is from the annotation of a GenBank genome assembly.
AUGGCUGCAGACGCCCAGCAGACAAUGAAGGUACGAGUCAAUACGCCUACGAUGCUGAACUCCCCAGUGUCCAGGGGUCCUACCAUUUACAAAGCAGGAAGAGGCUUCAAGACCAGACAUAGCCGGUUCUACCUCAGCGCAUCUCAUUUCAAACUUUCCUCGAGGACUUCAGCGGAGCCUGGGCCGACCCCUCCCAACUCUUAUCAGCGCGUCACGCCGUCUGCCACCUGA